AUGUUCCCGGUACCACAUUCAACGCUGCUGAUGACCGAUCAGAGUCUUCUUUCUAAAAUGAAAACAGUUCACCUAAGCCUGGAAUCACUACGCACUGAGCUGCAAUCGUUGCAAUACGGUUUUUCCUGCGAUGAUUCCACCUCGAACCCGGAGAAAGAGGAAAUAUUUAAACGAAACGAGCAAAGCAUCGAGCUGGGCUUGGGAGAGGUUCAACUUCUAAUCGCCCUCAUAUCCCACCUGAAGAGCAUUGACAUCGAACGGCAGAAGCUACGGAUACAGGUUAAGCGACUUUGCGAGGAAUCUUCCUGGCUACGGGACGAGCUGCAAAUCAGCCAGGAGCAGCUGCUCAACUCAGAGCUAAAAGUGGUGCAGCUCGAAGAAGAAAAGAAGCAGAUGGAAUACGCAGCGUCCAUCAAGAAGUACGACGACUUUCUGGAAGGUGAGGAAUUUUCCGAGAAAUUCGGCGAUGAUCCAGCGUUUGAUCUGUUCCCCGAGGAUGAAACGGCAGAACGGCGACUCAGCAAAACAACACCAACACCGUCGCAAAACUAUGCAGACUAUGAAGUAUCUGCGCGCUUAAGGACCAUUCAUAACUUGGCCAUAGACUAUGCGUCGAAGGGAAAGUAUGAGGUUGCAGUGCCCCUGUGCAGACAAGUCCUGGAGGAUCUUCAAAGCCAGCACGGACGAGAGCAUCCCGAUGUGGCCACAAUGCUCAGUAUCCUGGCUAUGGUGUACCGUGAUCAGAACAAUUACAAAGAAGCCAUUAAACUUAUGAACGAUGCUCUGGAAAUAUGGGUUCGAUGUUUGGGCGAGUGCCAUCCAUCGGUGGCGGCGGCCUUGAACAAUCUAGCCGUUUUGUACGGAAAGACAGGGCGCUACAAGGACGCAGAACCACUAUGCAAGCGGGCUUUGGCGAUUCGGGAGAACGUUCUCGGAGGAUAUCAUCCGGAUGUGGCAAAGCAACUGAACAACCUGGCGUUGCUUUGCCAAAACCAAGGGAAGCACGCCGAUGUGGAAGUGUACAGCCGGAAAGCGUUGGAGAUAUUCGAGUCACAACUGGGUGCUGAUGAUCCCAAUACGAUAAAGACAAAGUGCAACCUGGCUGCUUGCUGCCUGAAACUUCGCAAAUACCAGGAAGCUGAACAGCUCCUUCGAGACGUGUUGGUUAGAACGCAGGAUAAAGAGUUUGAAGAUGUGUCGAAUGGUGGUAGUAAACCGACUAAUGAAGACAAUGCUUCGUACGCAAAGACGGGAGCGUGGCACGAGACAUCGGCAGUUCAUUCGCCAACGGUGAGGAGUGUUCUAAAGCACAUGGCCACAUUGUACCAGAAGCUUGGAAAUUUUGAAGUGGCAACCAAGCUGAAGAAUGGCCAGUUUAAAAGUAAGCAAGACAUUUUGGCUGUUGUGGACAGCAAUUGAUCUACGAGUCA
This is a messenger RNA of Aedes albopictus (Asian tiger mosquito), 1430 nucleotides long. RefSeq names its product kinesin light chain-like. Gene Ontology annotation, cellular component: cytoplasm; kinesin complex. Gene Ontology annotation, biological process: microtubule-based movement. The transcript has a single exon. The coding region runs from base 1 to 1419 and encodes 472 amino acids. Gene Ontology annotation, molecular function: kinesin binding. NCBI's taxonomy places the organism in Eukaryota, Metazoa, Arthropoda, Insecta, Diptera, Culicidae. The record is from RefSeq and is a predicted model, not a curated record.